This is a messenger RNA of Gossypium raimondii (Peruvian cotton), 1919 nucleotides long. RefSeq names its product glucan endo-1,3-beta-glucosidase 5. Gene Ontology annotation, molecular function: hydrolase activity, hydrolyzing O-glycosyl compounds. The coding region runs from base 146 to 1645 and encodes 499 amino acids. The transcript is spliced from 2 exons. The record is from RefSeq and is a predicted model, not a curated record. Gene Ontology annotation, biological process: carbohydrate metabolic process. Gene Ontology annotation, cellular component: plasma membrane. Lineage: Eukaryota; Viridiplantae; Streptophyta; Magnoliopsida; Malvales; Malvaceae.
AAAUAAUGGGGGGCCUUCUGGGAGAUUCUUAAACUUUACUCUUUGCAGUUGCAGUGCACACACUUUUGUUGUUGGUGAGAGAAGUUUCACGGUUUCCCUGUGUUUAGGAUCAGAACAAGCCAACCCUCCAACCCCAAAUGAGCAAAUGAAAUAUCAUUGCAGGAGGAGACCACAAGAGAGAAAAAUGUCAGUCCCAACCAGCGUGUCACCACCAUUGCUUGUUAGUGUAGCUGUGAUGACGGUGAUGUUUUCAGGGCUGGUUUCAGUGGCUGAAUCUGCAAUAGGGGUGAACUGGGGGACAAUUUCAUUCCACAAGCUGAAGCCAUCCACGGUGGUGGAUCUGUUGAAGGACAACAAGAUUCAAAAAGUGAAGCUUUUUGAAGCUGACCCCUUGGUGCUAAGAGCUUUGAUGGGGAGUGGGAUUCAGGUCAUGGUUGGGAUACCCAAUGAGAUGUUGGCUGCUCUCAGCUCUUCCCCUGCUGCUGCUGAUUUGUGGGUUCGCCAAAAUGUAUCUGCUUAUGUUGGCAAAGGUGGUGCUGAUAUCAGGUUUAUUGCUGUCGGAAAUGAACCUUUCCUUACAAGUUACAACGGUCAAUUUCAGUCCUAUGUAAUCCCUGCUAUGGCGAAUUUGCAGCAGUCUCUGGUCAGAGCAAAUCUUGCUGGAUACAUAAAGUUGGUAGUUCCUUGUAAUGCUGAUGCCUACGAAGGCAAUGUUCCUUCUCAAGGGGCAUUUCGACCGGAACUGACUCAAAUUAUGACUCAACUUGUUUCUUUCCUAAACUCAAAUGGUUCUCCAUUUGUUGUUAAUAUAUACCCAUUUCUAAGCCUCUAUGGGAACUCGGAAUUUCCACAAGACUAUGCAUUCUUUGAGGGUACUACACAUCCUGUUAUAGAUGGUGCAAACACUUACACCAAUGCAUUUGAUGGAAAUUAUGACACAUUAAUUGCGGCCCUCAGUAAAAUGGGAUACGGGCAGAUGCCCAUAGUUAUUGGGGAAGUGGGCUGGCCUACAGAUGGUGCGGUCGGUGCUAAUCUCACUGCUGCUGAGGUUUUCAACCAAGGCCUCAUUAAGCAUGUAUUAAGCAACAAAGGAACCCCUCUAAGGCCGGCUGUUCCACCCAUGGAUGUUUAUCUUUUCAGUUUACUUGAUGAAGGGGCAAAGAGCACCCUUCCAGGGAACUUUGAAAGGCACUGGGGGAUUUUCUCCUUUGAUGGCCAGGCUAAAUACGCCCUAGACCUUGGUUUGGGAAACAAGAAACUAAAAAACGCCAAGAAUGUUCAGUAUCUCCCGGCUAGAUGGUGUAUUGCCAACCCGAAUAGGGAUCUCUCUGAAGUGGCAAAUCACAUGAAGCUUGCUUGUAAUGUCGCGGAUUGCACAACGCUCAACUACGGGGGAUCAUGUAACGCGAUUGGAGCAAAAGGAAAUGUGUCAUAUGCAUUCAACAGUUACUAUCAGCUGCAAAUGCAGAAAGAAAAAAGUUGUAAUUUUGAUGGACUUGGUAUGGUAACUUUUCUGGACCCUUCUGUUGGGGAUUGCAGGUUUCUUGUUGGUGUGACUGAUACCAGUGCAAGUUUUAGACCAUAUCAAAGGUGGGUUGUCGGCUGUAUUUUGAUGUUAUGGCAAGUCUGGGCCUUUAGGGUGUGAGAGAAAAGCAGUUUCUAGGUGGGUUUUUCACGGUCCCCUCGUAUGAAGCUGAUAGUAUCGACAUAGAGUUAUUUACAUUUUUAUAUAUAUAUUCAAAUGAUUGCAGAUUUAUGUAGCAUACUAUUUUUAUGUAUAAAAAAAUCGACUCUCUGGGUUUAAUUUAGAUAAUAUAAUAUUUAUGUAGGAUAGGAGUAGUAUGUGGAUUCCAUGACUAUCCAUAUUUCAUAAGUCAUUCUCCAAACACCCAACCAAAUAAAUCCUUUUUUGGCUUAUC